AUGUCCAACUCAUCAUUUACACCCCGCAAUAUCCUCCUCUUCGGCGCCACGGGCACCAUUGGCCGCUUCAUCCUCGACGCCAUCGUCUCCGCGCGCUCGGAAUUUGACCGCGUCGUCGUCUUCACGUCGUCGGCUGCCGCAGCAGGGACCCCCAAGGCAGCCGUGCUGGAUGACUUGGCAGCCAACAAGGGCGUGGAAGUCAUCAGGGGGGAUAUUGCGGAUGAGAAGGCUGUGGAGGAGGCUUAUAGAGGCAUCGACACCGUAAUCUCCUGCCUCGGCCGCACCGCCAUCGCCGCCCAGAUCCCCCUCAUCAAGCUCGCCGCCGCCCCCGGCUCGUCGGUGCGAUGGUUCCUCCCGUCCGAGUACGGUACGGACAUCAAGUACGGCCCUUCCUCGGCUCACGAGAAGCCGCAUCAGCAGAAGCUCAAGGUGCGCGCGUACCUGGAAGAAGACGACGCGGUGCGCAAGAGCGGGCUUAAGUACACCUACGUUGUGACGGGUCCGUAUGCCGAUAUGUACAUGCGCGGGUUGCCGGCGGGUCGAGAAGCUGGCGGGUGGGAUGUGCGGGCGAGGAAGGCGACGCUGUUGGAGAGGGAUGCUCCCGUUAGCUUGACGACGAUGAAGGAUGUCGGUACCCUCGUCCUAGCAACCCUCCGCCAUCCCACUGCCUCCUUCAACCGCGCCCUCCGCGUCAACUCCUUCACCACAACCCCAGCCGCCAUCCAGGCGGAAUUCGAGCGCCAGACGGGCGGAUCCCCCUGGUCUGACGUCCAGGUCACGUCGCUGGCCCGGCUGCGCGAGCUCGAGCAGGAGGCCUGGGACAAGAGCAGGCCCGAGGCGACGGUGCUGACGCUGCGGCGCAUCUGGACCGAGGGCGGCACGCUGUACGAGAAACGGGACAAUGAGGUCAUUGGCGAUCCGCCCAUGAUGACGCUUGAGGAGAUUGUCGCGCAGUUGGUGAAGGAGGCUGAGUAG
Molecule: messenger RNA, 975 nt
Organism: Rasamsonia emersonii CBS 393.64
Lineage: Eukaryota; Fungi; Ascomycota; Eurotiomycetes; Eurotiales; Trichocomaceae
Exons: 3
Coding region: 1-975 (324 amino acids)
Source: RefSeq, a predicted model, not a curated record